CGCCUCCGCCAUUCUGACUGGCCUAAUGUUCAGGCUUUCCCUCAGCAUAUGGAAUAAAAUGCUGACCCAAUUAAUCUUGAAUUCCAGCCAGCAUCUGUGACUCCAAGGUGUCUCAACAGCGGGAAAGCCACUAGAAAAACCAAUAAUAUCAUACAGUCCCCUUCCAGACUCUUCCGAUUGCUGGCCUAGCUCUUUUGCUAUCUCCACUGACUGAUGGGGCACUAGGGGCCGUCUUGGCAAGGCCAAGGUGCUCAACAGCCCCCACGGUCAGUCAGCUGCAUCGUGCCACAUAGAUCACCACACAGCGCCAAACUGGAAACCUCCCGGUAGUGCAGACACGUUCCGAAUGGAGCUAAUCCUGUGGAGAGUCUCCUGUCAGCUGCUGAGAUCCCAGGUUACUUCAGAAAAUAAUGCAGACUAUAGGUCAAAUCCAUUUCACGUCUAAUUAGAACAGAUGGCAGGUCUCACCCCAGCAGUGAGUUUGCUCGGAAACCGACGUAUCUUCUACCAAACGCCGCUUCUCCUAACCUGUGCACGCACACUUAGGUACACAGCUCUGUGCACACACGUGUGCACAUGUGCACACGUACUCCACACGCUAACACUUACAUCAGUGCUUUGAAAUUCAUUUUCGUCCUUUAUUCAAAGCUUCCUCCCAACAAUAAAAGGUGACCUUUGGGAGGCUGCACGCACCCGAAUCUAAUCAUUUCUGGGUUUUUCUUAUUGUGAUGCAAGUAUGUGUAAUUUCCAGCGGCCUGAUCCUGUCAUUCUGCCUGAGGUGCGGACUGACUUCGCCCUGCGGUUUUUAAUUGGCAAACAUCACGAUAAUAUUAAGGCUCCCUCAACAAAAACUGGAAAACAGAAGGAAGAAGAUAAAUCUCCCCAAAUGCCCGAUCUUCACACACCACGACGGUGACCAUGUUUGUUCAUUUCCUUCCAGUACAAUUUGGGAGACGGCUUUCUUUCCCUUCACAUUAUUUCGUAAGUGUUUUCCUAGGAUACUAAAUAAUCUUUAUAAUUAUCAUUUUAAUGGCCGCACUGAGUGAACGUACACCAUAAUUUACUUAACCGUUUACCUAUUGUUAGGCAUUUAGUUGUUUCCACUUAUCACUCCUUGGGCUGGAAGGAACAUUUUUAUAUAAGCUAUUAAUUUAAAGCAGCACGCAGAGAUGACUCUCCAUCACUAAUCUAAAAAUACAGGGUUUAUAUAUUUACAACUCACAUUUGAUUAUGCACUUUAAUUUGAGGGUAAUUAAGACAUUUACAUUCCAAACACUCCUCCACACCCCCAGCUCUCCCCGAGCCAGACAGGCUCAAGCGUGCCUCGCCACCUUCACCUCAAGACGACACAGUCCGAUGACUUCCCAAACACAAUUUUCUUAUGAAAAAUAAACUUUAUGAACUCCUGCUGCUUUGGGACCAAGAGAUUAACUCCAAGACCCAGAGCCCAUGCUGCUCAGAGGUGACAUAGCCAAGGCGAGCCAUGGCUGAAAUGCCACUGUGGCCUCAGGAAGACCGCAAGACUCCAGGUGGCCCUCACGGGCCCGAGUCUGUGCUCGGCCCCAGGUUUAUUCCUGGGAACUACCUGCAGGUUCUCCACAUAACCCGCACCCACACGCCUUGCGACAGACAGGCCAAGGAAGUCGCUGAGAGGAGGUCCAGCCGUUGGAUGCUUUCUGAAGUUCAUUGCAGGGCACUCACUUCAGAGGCUCCAGGUUUCCCUGGGCAGGACAGCAGGUCAAUGCCCGGGAUUUAGAGGGAUGCAGGGUGGGGCCCGUGAGCUGUGGGACCCUCGGCGAAUUAGGAAAGAAAAAAAAUAUCUGAAGCCUCAAUUUCUCUAUCUGCAGCUUGAGGAUAGUAAGAGUGCCUCCCCGGGGAGGCCGUCCUGAGGGUCAAGGAGAAAAUCCAAGUGAAGUGCAGAGAACGUUAGCAUUUGUUUAGAAGCAGGAGGACAUGUGGACUGCACGCUGACCUCGCGCCGUGACGGGUGCACACUCAUGCGCUGAAUGAACGAAGGGAUGAUGAAUGAAUACGAUGUGCCAGAACCCUCGAUUUAUGGAAUGUCUUCUCUGGAACACCUGAUGUCCUUUCACGACAAAACCGUUUCCUUAACCAUCACUACCAGCCUGAGCACCGCCCCCCCCCCCCCACCAAUAAACAGAAUCAUGGUCAGUAAGGAAACCGGCAAAUGCGUACUCACGACGUCAGAGAGCGAAGUCGAACCUGCCGCCUGCCUGGCCCUGGAGAUGAGAUACGCCCUGGAUCCCAACCGGCAGAUUAAAAAGCGGAAUAAAGCCCUGCAGGUGCGCUUUAAGGAUAUCUGCGAGGCACAGAAUGAGCAGAGGGACUCACGGCUCGCGGCGGGACACCCCGGCGAGAAGCGGGAGGCGAAGCCCGUGUCCUACAGAGCAGCCUACCGCAAAUACAUGACCGUGCCCGCGCGGAGGGCCAUCCCCAAUGUCACCAAGAGCACAGGCGUGCAGACCUCGCCGGACCUGAAAAAGUGUUACCAGACCUUCCCCCUGGACCGCAAAAAGGGGAAUCUCAAAAGCAUCCCGGCUGCGGAUGCCUUUAAAAGUCAAAACAACGGGUUUGUGGCGGAGAAGCAGGAGGAAGGGGCGGGGGAGGAGGCCCGGCCCUGGGGUGCCGGCCGGGUGCACAAGACGGCGGCCUCGGUUUUCCAUUCCGAUGAACACGUGAAUGAGCUGGACCAGCCUGCCGGGCUCAACUGCGCAGAGCCAGGCGAAAACCCUGAUGCGCCCGGCUGCCGAGAGGAGCCUCUCCAAAACUCCGCUCGGCCUUCCUCCCGGGAGCCCGACCACCAGCUGCACGGCAGAGCGAAGCACGGCAGGGCGACCCCGGACACGGAGGAAGCCGCUCCGCCGGCCCACGGGACGGUGUUCAAAACGGAGGUGGCCGCCGUUUAUGCACCUGCCCCCGGUGCGAAGGCCCUCGAGGCCGCCUUGUCAAACUCUGCCACCGCGAGCGAGUGGCCCCUGUGCCCGGCGGCCGACCAGGAGCGGGGGAGAGCCUCGCGUCUCAACGGGCUCCAGGGACCCGUGGCGGCCCACUCGCCCCCGAUGCAGUGCCUGUCCCCCGAAUGCAGCGGGCGGCCCACGCAGACCCGGGCCCCGCCGGGGGAGGACGGCCAGCCUUGCGCCGCGGCGGCCGCUGCGGGUGGAGAAUCCCGACAAAUCGUGCCUCACACGGAAGUCGUCGACCUGAAAGCACAGCUCCAGGUGAUGGAGGACCUGAUCAGCUCAAGCCAGGAAACCAUCAAAGUGCUCUUGGGGGUCAUUCAGGAGCUGGAGAAAGGAGAGGCCCACCGGGAAGGGCUUUCAUAUCGGACUGGGCAAGACACAGCUAAUUGUGAGACAUGCAGGAACAGUGCAUGUGUUAUCUAUAGUGUGGAGCUGGACUUUAAGCAGCAAGAAGACAAGCUCCAGCCAGUUCUGAGGAAACUCCAUCCUUUUGAGGAAACUCAGGUUGUACCUUCGCCUUACUCUCAGGAGCCCUACUCCGCAACUCCCAAGCAAAAAUCCAAACCCGAAUCUAAAAAGCAUGGAAGAUGGAAACUCUGGUUUCUUUAAAACUCAUGGUGUUUGGAGUCUAAAGGCCGUCUUGAAAACCCACUGGAGUUAAGUAAAUCCUUUUCCAAAACGAAUAGGAUGGAGCGAGCCUUGGCCGGCUCAGCGCUUCCCACUUCCCACCCUGCUUACCAAAAAGGCCUUUUGUACGAACAGAUAAUUAACAGAAGCAAGGUUGUACACGUCACACCUUGCCAGCUGUUGUCUGCAAUUCGUGGACGUGGGAGGUAAACUCUGAAAUGAAGUUUAUGUAGUCAAAGGGGAUAGGUAAAAAAAUUCUGUGCCCCCGCCCCAGAUCGGCAAGUAUUACGUCAUCAGCCUGCGAGACGAUGGGCUGUCACUCUGUACACAGCUAAAACUCAUAAUUAUUUUCAAGCCUUUCUUUCUUUUUUCUUUUUCUUUUUUUUUUUUUUUUUUUUGAUAAUGAGAAGAAAAAGCAAGCCUUAUGUUUGCAAAGGACUUCAUUUUUAUGUUUAAUUUUGCAAAUAAGCAGGGGGCGAGUGCAAUUUUCAGCACAUCAAAUUCCGGAGAAAGCACAAUUUUUUCAAGUGGUCGGAGACCAUAAAUAAUCUCUCAAAUGUGACUAUAUGUAUAUUUGCCUUCAUGUGCUGUAGCGCUAAGCCAAGUGACCACAUCUCAGUGUCAGGUUGACACCUCAAACUUAGCAUUCUGUUCAUCUCCAGACCUGCCACAUGUUUACUGCUCAUUUUCCAAACGGCCAGCAGCCAGGAGUCCCCCAAAGUCAGGACAUGCCUUUAAUCACUGCAGUUGACAGGGUCAGAGCUAUGGGACACUAAGCUUUCUUAGAUCUCAUUUUUAAUCUUUGGGUACCCAAAGGCCAAACGAUAAAUUCUGGCAAGAAUCUGAAAACACACAUAGAGAUACACGGUGGAUAGUACAGUCACCAAUAAAUCACGGGUGUUCUCUGCCACCGGAAAGCGUUUCUGUGGAUCAAUCUCUGAGACACCGUUCGUCACCCAAAGCGCAGCCAGACGUUUUAUACAAUCCGUUACGCUCUGUAACAAGUGUGGAAGACCUGACCAUCUCAAAGAGAAACCGCCUGUUUAGUUUAGCUGCUGCCAACCGACAAACUUAGCGUCGCCUGCAUCGAACCUAUUAGUCAGUUGUACUAAAUGACAUACCUAGGGGAAAGCUGUGAAUCAAAUGUUUUUAGGUAUUUUUUAAAUAAACAGUGACACUGAGAGUCCUCUUUUGAUUACACAUUGCAAUACAGAUCUUAGUUCCUUUAUUUUUUCACUCAUUACUUUGCACCUUUGCAAGUAUCUUUUUUAUAGAGAUCAAAAGCCCCUGGUCUAGGAAUGACUGGUCUAUCAAUUUUCUGCUUUUCACAAGAGGAAGUAGGGAUCUUAUUUUGCCUUUUUUUGUACAACGGAACUUUGGAAUAGUUGUGUGAACGUACAAGAAAACCUAGUCUUCAAGUUUCUGUCCAGAAGUUUCCCAUCCAAUCUAAUGCUGGCAUGCACACCUCAUUGAUUAGAUGCCAAAAACAAAGCGGCGACCCUUGGUAAGAGAUCUCUACCUGCAUUUCUCACGGGAGCUGUCUCUUGCUGUGCAUUUUCCUCCUGAUUCAACAGCAAAUUUAUUUUAGUUCUAAGUGUUUCGAUUCUACAGGGACCUAGUGAUCAGCCAUCAGACCUGGACCGGAUAACAAUGAGGCGUGUGUCACGUAAGCAUUCUUUGGGAUUGCUCACACUAUACUGCGGAGGUAGCCUUUAAAAAAAACACACGCAUCUCUCGUGGAAACAUUAUGUGAGGGUGGAAAUCCUUGAAUACCAGUAAACAGAAUUGAGAAAUAUUUUUGUGCAAGGAAAUGGACAGGCACGUUGAUCCCGUACCAUGAAGGAAGCAUAAUUGUUUCAUGUAGACAAAAAUUAAAAAAAAAAUGUGUUUCAUGUAUUUUAUACUGUUUUUAACUAAAGUUAUAAAAAUGUUUGCAACAAGUUAUACCCCCUUGUGUUUUACGAAUCCCGACUAUCUCGGGGAACUGAAAUAAGGGUGUUAGUGGCUUUCUGACGAGUGUUAUAAAUCCAUCUCAACAAGAGGGCAUCCUAGUAAACAGAAUGGCAUCACUGUUUGAAAGCAGUCUAGACCAAAAAAGAAAAAAAAAAAAAUUAAAAUGUUCAGAGUCAAGAAGGAAACUGAAGAUAAACCCUAUUUAAAAAUAAAACUAUCUUCAGAAGAGAAAUAUUUUCAAAAUCAUUUCAUAAUUUAAUUGCAAUGUGUCACUACCAGAUGCUGAUUCUUCUCUUAGAAAGAGUUAAGUAAAAACUUUGAUACAAAACCAAGGUAAAAAGUACAGUGUUCCCUCAUAUGUAGAUGUACACACGGCAUUACGUAUAGAGAUUAAAUUAUUAUACUUGUCACUAAGUUCUUUAUUAAUUUUUAAAUAAAAAAAAUCAAAGGUAA
Felis catus (domestic cat) is the source of this 6014-nucleotide messenger RNA. RefSeq names its product inhibitory synaptic factor 2A (gene INSYN2A). The transcript has 4 exons. NCBI's taxonomy places the organism in Eukaryota, Metazoa, Chordata, Mammalia, Carnivora, Felidae. Gene Ontology annotation, biological process: inhibitory postsynaptic potential. The record is from RefSeq and is a predicted model, not a curated record. Gene Ontology annotation, cellular component: postsynaptic density. Bases 2007 to 3590 code for a protein of 527 amino acids.